This is a messenger RNA of Cladophialophora psammophila CBS 110553, 2244 nucleotides long. RefSeq lists its product as uncharacterized. Gene Ontology annotation, molecular function: DNA-binding transcription factor activity, RNA polymerase II-specific; DNA binding; zinc ion binding. The coding region runs from base 1 to 2244 and encodes 747 amino acids. The transcript is spliced from 4 exons. The record is from RefSeq and is a predicted model, not a curated record. NCBI's taxonomy places the organism in Eukaryota, Fungi, Ascomycota, Eurotiomycetes, Chaetothyriales, Herpotrichiellaceae. Gene Ontology annotation, biological process: DNA-templated transcription; regulation of DNA-templated transcription.
AUGUCAUCAUUCUAUGGUCCUCACGAUAUGGGACCCCUCUCUCCGAACGAAGGAGUGUCUCGCACGGGGGACAAUCUACGACCGGGCAGCGGAGCGGCGAGCACCCCAUCUCCCGGUCAGAUUUCAGCCAUGAUGAUGCACAAUCCGAAAAGAGCGUAUAGACAAAGAAGAAAAGACCCGAGUUGCGACGCUUGCCGUGAGCGUAAGGUCAAGUGUGAUGCGACCGAAACAUCUAGUUGUACAGAAUGCUCGAGUCGCAAUGUUCGCUGCCAGUUCACCAAGGACACAAACCGGCGCAUGUCGUCUAUCAAGCUAGUACAGGACUUAGAGCGACAACUAAUGGAAGCCCGGCAGCAGCUCGAGCGGUAUCAUUCGGUUGAGCGAAAUUCUGAUCUCUCCACUGACCUUCGUCCCGAAACUGCCUCCUCGGUCUUCGCUGAAUUUCCGUCUAUCGGCAAAUCGCCACGGAGGAUGUUGAAAGCAAGAGCACCUCAGGACCUCACAAGUGCCAGGACACAGUUGAAUGAUGUUGGUCGUGGCUUGCUGAAACCUCCCGUUACGGGAGUCCAACCUCGAUCGCACACUACACAUACUCGAGUUUCAGACCUACAAGGAUUGCCUUCGCAACCAGUCGCAGAAAAUUUACUACACUACUAUCACGAAUAUAUCCACCGUCUUUUUCCCGUUCUAUAUUGGCCUAAAUUUCAGCGGAAUUUUACGAUAGCAAUGGAGAGAGGCAACGUGCAAUCACUACCGACAGACUGGGUCGCAACGCUAUAUGCGGUUCUGGCCUGUGGCGCACUUGCAACCCAUGACCGUGCCCGGGUUCCGGAGGCGCAGGAGUAUCUCACAAGGGCAAUAUCAACCAUCAAUUUCUGGGAAGAUGAUGUUUCUACAAACCAGGCAAUCGUAGCGUUUCUCGCUAGCAUUGCGCUGAUAGAGAUGAAUCGGAAAUCUGCUAGUUGGAUAUGGCUGGGCUCUGCAAUCCGCAUUGUCCAGGAUCUAGGGUUGCACGUUCAAGGGGGUCAAUGGUCGCCGAUUGAAGGCGAAAUGCGCAAACGCAUAUGGUACUCAUUCUAUGUUUGGGACCGCCUGCUUGCCCUGGAACUCGGAAAGCCGAUGCUCAUCAAUGACGACGAGUGCGACACAGAGUACCCCGAAGUUCUCGACGAAGAGCGCCUGAUGUCCGACCAUAUGACCACUCCCCUGGCUCCUAAACUAUUGCUGGCCAAUAUUUACAUAGCACGGCUUAUGGCGCCGCUGGCUAAGACUUUUCGUUCCCUCUGCAUCACCAGCGAGGCGUUGGCCAAGUUCGAGAGUCACCUGGGUGAAUGUCUGCAUUUGUUUCCCCGGCCACUACAACUCUCUUCGACCUCUCCUCUGGAUCCAUGUAUUAUGGCCCCACUUAUCUCUUUCCAAAAUACGCGCAUAAUGCUUCAGCGCCAUAAUUUAUCCCCAUCGUGCUCUUCAGAGCAAAGAGCCCAAGCUAUUGAGCAGUGUCUCCAUGCUUCUCGCGAUACCGCAAACAUCCUCUCAAGGUGCAUGAUCCCGCAUGUUCAAUCGCAUGAGUGGGAACAGCGAUUUGUGCUCUCUUCAACCACCAUGCUAUGUACCCAUCUCUGGCGGUGCAUGCUCUUCUUGUUGUCUCGACAAGUUUAUGACGCCUUUUUUCUCGUCCUAAGAGCGGCUGCUACGAUCAAUGAUGCUCGAAGCAUUAAUACUUGCUGCGGGAGGCACUUGUCUUUCUUUCUACGCUGUUUGAUUGAGCGGGCAGAGCAGCCUGGCAGUAUCGACAUCGACCACGACGAGGAGUUACUAGUCUACUUGUCGGCAGACCUUCAAGCCAGUACAAAUAGCUGGGUAUGGGGCAACGCUGAGACAGGCACUCAUCUCAGUCGACGGCAAAAACAUGGUAGACCAAGGCAUCAGUUCAUCGAACACGAUCCACACUCGUCAGGCGCUCAGUCACCGUCUUGGGAUAACAUGUUGUCUGAGGAAGAGCAGCACGAUUGGGGCGGCUGGCAACACAUUGAGCAUUCAGCAAGAUAUCUACAGCAACUCUCGAAGCGACAGCAUUAUCCACACAAUCAAAUCCCACCUCCUCUGCCCAUAUCACCUUCACCCAAUGGACCGGCUCCAGCAGGAAUUUCAGGAGGACUAACAUUGCCGCCGAUCAGCACGCCGAACGAGACCCCUACCCCAGAUCCAAACCGAUCACGAAUGACAAUUGCGAACAUCAUAUAG